AUGCCUACCCCUCUCGAUAAAGCCAUGCAAUCCAAGAACCUUUUCCUGGGUUUUGCGGGAAUGGUCACGGCGGCUGCUGUCUGGGCCAUCUGGGGUAAAGAUAUAACGACGCAACCAGAUCCAACCGGAGAUCCCAACAACUGGACGGCCGAUGAGAUGCGAAGAUGGCUUCACGCCAGAGGACUUUUGCCGAAUGAAAGCUCCACGCGGGAGGAGCUACUGGAACGAGUCAAAGCGAACUUGCGUGUACCGCGCAGAUCCGCCUCCUCAUAA
Messenger RNA from Aspergillus affinis, 273 nucleotides. RefSeq names its product Ish1 domain-containing protein. Lineage: Eukaryota; Fungi; Ascomycota; Eurotiomycetes; Eurotiales; Aspergillaceae. The transcript is spliced from 5 exons. Bases 1 to 273 code for a protein of 90 amino acids. The record is from RefSeq and is a predicted model, not a curated record.